AUAUGAAAAGACUGAAAAUAUCCUCUUUCUACUUCUUUCUUUCUGCUUUACUCCACAACUCUAUCUUCUUUCUUCUUCUACAUUUCUCUAUUUUCCUCGAUGCACACACAUCUUCAAGGAACCCACUCCUCUCAAAUUUCACAUCCAACCUCUUACCUGCCUAUUGAAAAGUAUUAUGGGUUAAUUUUUCUCGUUUCACCCAAAACCAACUCCACUCUCUCUAUAACCCCAAAACCAAUGUGGAAUUGAAGUUAGAAGGAUACAUGGAGCUACUCCUCGUCAUCUUGACCCAACGGUGUUGGAAGAUUCAAAUCGAGAAGAUAGAGUGAUACUAGCGAUGGUCCAAAGGAGCUCAAAGGUUGCCACAUCAAAACGCAGGUUUCCAUUUCCAAACCAACAACACGCUUUUUAAAUCUUUUACCAAACACACCUUUUCAAUUUUGGGCUGAAUAAGGCACUUUUUAGGCUUAUAAAGCCGAACCAAACGGGCACUUAAACAUGGCAAUUAUUUCCUCGACACUUCUACUUGCCAUCCUGUAUACCAUGUUCACACUCAUUGCUCAAGCCACCGCCCAGUUCCUAUACCAUUCAUGUUUUAACGUUCGGGGUAACUACACCACUAACAGUACCUACGAGGCAAACCUCAACCUUGUUCUCUCCAACAUCUCCUCCAACAAACAAGUUGAAAACGGCUUUUACCCUAAUUCUAUGGGCCAAGACCCUGACAAAGUUUAUGCAAUUGGUCUUUGUAGAAAAGACAAAAAGCAAGAUGAUUGUCUUGAUUGCCUCAAGAACGCUUCGAGGGUUCUCCCACAACACUGCCCAAAUCGGAAGGAGGCAAUAGGAUGGUACGAUUAUUGCAUGAUACGCUUCUCGGACCGCUCCAUAUUUGGCAUCAUGGAAAUUAAUCCCUCAAUGUUCAUGUGGAACACUGAUAGCGUAUCAGACCAAGAUGGGUACAAAAGGCAGCUUCAGACACUGUUUGAAAGCAUGAGAAGUGAAGCUGCAUCAGGUGAUUCUUUCAAGUUUGCGGCGAGAACCUCACUCGCCCCGGACUUGGGCAGAUUAUAUGUCCUAGUUCAGUGCACUCCUGAUUUGUCCGAGAAAAACUGCAGUGAUUGUUUGACAUCCGUUUACGGAAAUAUUCCACCAGUUGUUGGAUCGCAAGGUGGGAGAACUUAUGCACCCAGCUGUAAUUAUAGGUUUGAGACCUACUCUUUUUUCAACGUUGCUUAUGCAGCAUCACCGCCGCCGCCAUUUUUGGCAUCUUCUCCUCCUCCUCCGCCUCCGCCAGUUCCUAUAACAGGAAAGGAGAGAAAGAAAACUCAAACUACCGUCGUUAUUGUUGUUCCGUCUGUUAUUGCUAUGGUACUUACCAUCAUUAUUUGCAUCUUUCUAAGCGUGAGGAAGCCAAAAGAUAAUUUUGAAACUGUGGAAGGAAUAAAAAGUGUGGAUUCCUUGCAAUUCGACUUCAGCACUAUUAGAGCUGCCACAAACAAUUUUUCUGAUGCAACCAAACUUGGGAAAGGUGGAUUUGGGAUAGUUUACAUGGGAAAGCUUUCAAAUGGACAGCAGAUAGCUGUGAAAAGAUUGUCAAGAAACUCUCAACAAGGAGAUUCGGAGUUUAAAAAUGAGGUUCUAUUGGUAGCGAAACUUCAACACCGGAAUUUAGUUAGACUUCUUGGAUUUUGCUUGGAAGGGAAUGAGAGACUUCUUAUAUAUGAAUUUGUGCCUAACAGAAGCCUUGAUUACUACAUUUUUGAUCCAAUGAAGUGUGAAAAUAUCAAUUGGGAAAUGCGUUUUAAAAUUAUAAGAGGCAUUGCUCGAGGACUUCUAUAUCUUCAUGAGGAUUCACGGCUUCGAAUUAUUCAUCGUGAUCUUAAAGCUAGCAAUAUUCUCUUAGAUGCAGAAAUGAAUCCAAAAAUUUCAGAUUUUGGCAUGGCGAGAAUAUUUGAACUAGAUCAAACUGAAGGCUGUACAAAUAGAAUUGUGGGGACCUAUGGAUAUAUGGCACCAGAGUAUGCAAUGCUUGGACAGUUUUCAACAAAGUCAGAUGUCUUUAGCUUCGGGGUGCUAAUUUUGGAGGUUUUGAGUGGACAAAAAAUUACUCAUUUCCAUGAUGGAGAAAACCCAGAGUAUCUUCUAAGCUAUGCAUGGAAAAAUUGGAGGGAGGAGACAACUUCAAAUCUCAUAGAUCCCACAUUGAGAGAUAGUCCAAUAACUGAAAUGAUGAGAUGUAUCAAAAUUGGGCUACUAUGUGUUCAAGAAAAUGCAAUUGACAGACCAAGUAUGACUUCCGUUGUUCCCAUGCUUAAUGGCAAUUUGGAUCCUAUUCCUACACCAAAACAACCUGCUAGUUUUAUGCAGAGCAAAGUUGUAUCAUCCACAUUAGUACAACAUGACAUUAGUUCCAGCGUAACUAACAAUGAGGCUUCAAUAAGCGAAUUAUGUCCAAGAUAAUGCUUUGUGAUUCGGGACGGGGUUACAAUAAGCAUAUUGGUCUAGAAAAAUUUCACUUAAUGCAAUUCAUGUAAAUUAUUAAAGUAUGUGUCAAAUAUUAUAUUAUGAACUUCUUAUGUAUUGUCGAAACCUAAAAUUAGAAGGAUAAUCUUGUUUAGAGAAAAACCUUUCAAACACCUCCUAUAUAUUUUUGUUUGAUGUGAAUUUUGAAA
This is a messenger RNA of Quercus robur (English oak), 2672 nucleotides long. RefSeq names its product cysteine-rich receptor-like protein kinase 44. Gene Ontology annotation, biological process: protein phosphorylation. NCBI's taxonomy places the organism in Eukaryota, Viridiplantae, Streptophyta, Magnoliopsida, Fagales, Fagaceae. The record is from RefSeq and is a predicted model, not a curated record. Gene Ontology annotation, molecular function: protein kinase activity; ATP binding. The coding region runs from base 499 to 2460 and encodes 653 amino acids. The transcript is spliced from 8 exons.